Messenger RNA from Raphanus sativus (radish), 822 nucleotides. RefSeq lists its product as uncharacterized. Bases 286 to 657 code for a protein of 123 amino acids. The transcript has 3 exons. The record is from RefSeq and is a predicted model, not a curated record. Lineage: Eukaryota; Viridiplantae; Streptophyta; Magnoliopsida; Brassicales; Brassicaceae.
UGCUCUCAGCUUAGGAGGAUCAGUUGAGGAAGCUUUCUCUUGCAUCGAUACCAAGGAAGAGAUAAAGAAAAAGGAACAUGUCUCCAUUGGAGAACUAAAAAAAUUCAUUCCAACUCUGAUGAUCAGGUAACGGUAAUAUUUAUUUAGAGUUGGAAGUAUCAUUUAAUUUGAAACGAGACUUAUAAGAUAGUUUGUAAAAUGCUUGGUUAAGACAUAAGAAUCAGAAUUCAUUUGCAAGGCUUGGGUUGUUGAGGUUCUCCAACAGAAUGGCUGGUCUUUUGUUUCAUGCACUGGCUGCCGCAGAAAGCUAGAAAAAUCAGGCACUUCUCUGCGUUGCAACUGUGUGUUAAUGCCAACGUCACCGGUGUUAUAAAGUUCCAUGUUGAAUUAUCAGUUGAUGAUGGACAUAACAAUGCCACUUUUGUGGUCUUCGACAGAGAGAUGCUUAAACUCACUAAGAAAGAUGCCGCUGCUCUUACUGUCGAUGAGAUAAAUGGUGGUGGGGGCGAGCAGCUCCUGCAGUGUCUAGAAGAACUUGGUGGAAAAGAAUUUGUGUUCCAGAUCCGUGUUACCCCGUUCAAUUUCACCCAAAACCACCACACAUUCACUGUUUCUGGAAUAAGUGACCACAUCGAACCUGAGGUAUUAUAUAUAUGAUUCUGUUAAACGUUACCUUAAACGUCACGUUAUAUUAGCACAUGUUCAACCGUUAUCCAGACUUUCAACAACAAUGAAGCAUCAAUUGUUGGUGUGGAGAGUGGCCAAGCAUCUGCUUCAGCCAGUACUUUGUUUGAAGGUGAAUGUAUGAUCCAAAUCCAACCG